Messenger RNA from Nezara viridula (southern green stink bug), 1525 nucleotides. Lineage: Eukaryota; Metazoa; Arthropoda; Insecta; Hemiptera; Pentatomidae. The record is from the annotation of a GenBank genome assembly.
UGACCGCUCCAUAUGCAAUGUAGCUUUAUAGUUUUUAUUAUAAUGUGUUUACAAACUAAUUGUUUUAAUAACAACACGAAUGAGAAAUAUUUUUAUUUUAGCUUUUUUAAGCCAAGAGAUGAAGAAUGGUUCGAUUUGAGAUUAAAUCUCGUAUCGGAGAAUGAAUCGUAAAUGAAACCCAAGCUUGACCGAAACUGGUCCAUGGCGCGCCCCCAAACUAAAAAUACUGGCCCCUCACCUUCUUCAGUUUUAUGUCAAGUUCGGCUCAUUCCUGGAAACUGUUAUGUUCGCUUUACCUUAUUUUAAGCUGUCUCGGUUAUGAGAAGCAGGGAAAGAUGCCACCUGUGAUGAAUCCAAAAGUACCCAUCAUCUGGGUUCUAGGUGGCCCUGGCUCCGGUAAAGGCACUCAGUGCGACAAGAUCGUCGAGAAGUACGGCUUUACCCACAUCUCCACCGGGGACCUCCUCAGGCACGAAGUAGCCUCCAAGUCCGAUAGGGGGCUGGCGCUGGAGGCGACCAUGAAGGAAGGUCUCUUAGUAACCAGUGAGGUUGUCAUGGAGCUGCUGGCUGAGAAGAUCAAGAAGGAAAUGAACACUGCUAAAGGUUUCCUCAUAGACGGCUACCCAAGGGAAGUCGAACAGGGCCGACAAUUUGAAAAAGAGAUCGGCCAAUGCGAUCUUGUUCUUUACUUUGAGUGCAAGGACGAAACGCUGAUAAGUCGACUCCUCCACAGAGCAGAAACAUCAGGUAGAGAAGACGAUAACGCAGAGACGAUCAAGAAACGCCUCAAUACCUUCCACUCACACAACGAUCCCAUCAUUCAAGAGUUCGCAUCAAAGACCAAAAGGGUGGAUGCUGAAGGAACAGUCGAUGCUAUCUUCGAACAAGUUGUAUCCUCCAUCGAUGCCAUCAGUAAAUAAGAUCUCGCCACUAGUUUUAUAUGAACACGUCUAAGUGCCAGUAGCUAUACUUAACAUUUUUACGAAUUUAACACCAAAAUGUGAUUCUAUCGAAAAUCAUUGUCGUUUUAGUCAAAUUGAGCUCAUGCGAAUUUCAAAUUAUACAAACUACGCAGAUGUUACACACAAUCUAAACGUAUAGUUAUUCGGAUAGAUAAUAUGAACAAGCAUUCUUUUGAUGCAUGUUUUUCUGAUUAAAAAUGAUGAUUGAAAAAAAUCGAUCAAUUAUUAAAAUUUAAUUUAUUUAAUAGAUGCAAAAAUUUCACACAUGGUAAGUAGAUCUUGUUCUUCAUUAGUGUUGCCCAAAUGCGAGACCGAGACGAGUCUUGGUCUUGCAAACUCACUUGCAAACUGAUCAUGAUCUUGGUCUUGCGCAAGAGUCUCUCAACAGUCUUGCAGUUACUUAUUAGCUUAUUACUGUAAUUUUUUUAGAUAGGAGAAACCUAACUAAGCCCGAUUGAAGAAUUAUAGGAGUUAAAUGCAAAAGAAUAUUGGCUAUACCAAUUAUUUACUUAUAUUAACUAGGCUAGGAUUGUCAAGUAUUAGUAACUAUUUUGUCAUAAUUU